This is a messenger RNA of Plasmodium gonderi, 1923 nucleotides long. Its product is annotated as pescadillo N-terminus domain containing protein. Gene Ontology annotation, biological process: ribosome biogenesis; maturation of LSU-rRNA from tricistronic rRNA transcript (SSU-rRNA, 5.8S rRNA, LSU-rRNA). Lineage: Eukaryota; Apicomplexa; Aconoidasida; Haemosporida; Plasmodiidae. Gene Ontology annotation, molecular function: RNA binding. Gene Ontology annotation, cellular component: nucleolus; PeBoW complex. The record is from RefSeq and is a predicted model, not a curated record. The transcript has a single exon. The coding region runs from base 1 to 1923 and encodes 640 amino acids.
AUGCAUAUCCACAAGCUGAGGAAAAAAAUAAAAAAGAAAAAAGAGGGGAAAUAUCUCACGAAAAAGUACAUAUUGAAAAAGCUCUACUUGAAGGAAAAAGAAUUUCGAAAGUUAUGCAUAUUCAAAGGAAUAUAUCCAAAAGAUUUUAAAGAAAUUCCAUUAAAAUAUAGAAAAAAGUUUUACAAACAUAAAGUAUACUAUUCAAAGAAUGAUUAUAAAAGUUUAUCGCAUGAAAAAAUUAUCCAAGAUUUUCGAAAAAUAACAACAUGCUUGAAAAAAUAUAAAAAAUAUAAAAUAGCAUUAGAAGAUGAAGAAAAAUGUAAAAAAAUAAUAAAAAAUUUUCCUACCUACUCAUUGGAUCACAUAAUUAAAGAAAGAUUUCCCAUAUUUUCUUAUGCAAUAGAACAGUUAGAUGAUGCACUAAGUUCAGUAAUUGCUUACUCAUUGUUACCAUCAGAUGAAACAUUUGGAAUUAAGAAUAAUUUUGUAAAAAAUUGCCAAAUGCUAAAAAAUCAGUUUCACUAUUAUAUUUACAAAACCAGUAAAAUAAAAAAAGGUUUUAUAAGUGUAAAGGGAUAUUAUUUACAAGCACAAAUAUUGCAAAAGAAAGUUACUUGGCUUAUCCCUCAUGUUUUUACACCAUAUUUAGAUAAAUCUAUAGACUUCUCCAUCAUAACAACUUUUAUUGAAUACUACAUUUCUUUUUUAAAAUUUGUAUUAUUCAAGUUGUACAAAAUGGACAAUAUGACCUAUCCCCCUGAACAAAAUGAAAAAUUAAAAAAUGAAAAAUUAAAUCAUCUUUCCUAUGAUGAAUAUUUCAUUUCUUUUUGUAAAUCCAAGCUGGUAUCAGAAGAUGACCAGCUUCAGAUUGAAAAAACAAAUAAUGAGAAGAAUAGCAAUGGUGGAAUGGACCAUACCAAUGUCAGCUUGAUUGCACAAGCGGUAGGAGAAUUAACUCAAGAGAAUAAUCGAGUCAUGAGAAAAAAACAAAUCAAACAUCAUUUGGAAAAUCUGGAGAAUCUAUCUACUAAAGAACAAGAAUCAAGUGAACAAAGGACAGAAGAACAAGUAAACCAUAACAUAAACAAUGAACAUGAUAAUUUGAAGGAACUAUUCACAAAUCAAGUAUAUUACAUCCACACCGAUAUGCCAUUUGACAUAUUGUCAAUUAUCAUUCUUUCAUGUGGAGGUUCCAUAGCUUGGAAUUCCCCUUAUUCUCCAUAUACACUGGAUGAUGAAAAAAUUACACAUGAAAUUUUAGAAUCACGUGAAGUUUUAGAAUCACAUGAAGGGCAAGAAGGUAUUACACAAGUCAUUAAACAAAAUUAUCAAAGGAUGUAUAUACAACCACAAUACAUAUUUGAUUGUUUGAAUCGAAAAAAAAUACUCCCAUGUAGUGAUUACUCCACGGAUGUUAAGAAAUUGCCUGUACAUUUAUCUCCAUUUAUUGAAGAUGACAAUUUUAAAAAUUUUGUAAAAAAAGAGGAAUAUACAAUAAAUAAAAUUUUGAACCAAGACGCGGAAAUUUACAAUAAUGGUAAUAAUGCUUCUCCUAAUGCAGCAACUAAUUAUGACCAUGCUGAACGAACAAAUAAUGAUAACGAACUUUUAAAAUCAGAUGAUGAGAUUAAUAAUGUAAACCUACAGAAAUUUAGAAAUGCUUGUUUAAAUAAUCAAAUGGAGUUAGAAAAUGAAGAUAAUUACAUGCCCAAAAUGCUGAACUCCACAAACGGUUCGCAAAAUGAUAACAGAAUCAGCCAAUUAGAUGAAACCAGGCAAAACGUACACAGGCAAAAAAUGGCUUUGAGUAAAAAAAAAAGAAAAUUGUAUGCAAGAAUAGAACGAUCGGAAAAAAAACAAAAAGCCACAAUUGAAAAGUUUAUUAAUAAGGCCAAGUGGAAAAAGCAAAAGGCCAAAAAAUAG